CGUCGACGCCGGCAGAGCGAUUAGUCAACUGGAAACGCGGUUGCCGAGAGCAACAACAACUAAGUCUCACUCAAUAACAGAACAGCAGUGGAACAAGAAGAAGAACGAACUAACGCUGAAAAAUGUUGAGCGGGGAAAAAGAAUAAAAGUUUAUAAUUUGCCUAAAUUGGCUGCCCGUGAAAAAGUGUUUAAUUGGUGGUCCCCUAAAAUCCGAGAGACGGAUAUUCAGCCAUCCGGCGUGCAGGAGCUGCUCAUUUGAGAUUUGCCAGCCAUGGAAUUCGGUAUUACAAGCGGACACCGCCCAAUUUCGUUUUGGCUUUCCAGCUGCCUCGUGGCCAUGUGUUCGCUCCUUCCAGGAGGAUCACCUGCCUCCCAGGAAUCGCCUGCCUACUAUUACGUUGGUUGCUACACUGCGCGAACGGAUUUGCUUCGUGAAUCCGUGUAUGCGAAAACCCCACAAACCUGCAUAGAAAUCUGCGAGCAUCAGGAACACAUCUAUGCGGUUUUGGCCGGAGAAAAAUGCUACUGUGCCAAUGUAGUAGAGGCGGCAGAGCAGCAGGACGAGCAACUGUGCAACACCCGUUGUUUGGCGAACAAGGCGCAGUAUUGCGGAGGAAUUGGUGUAAACUCUUAUUACUCCACCACGCUGGCCAAGCAGCCGGCUCCCCACCACUUGAGGGUGUCAAACAAGACGGAGAACAGCCUGACCCUCCAGUGGGACGCCUACGAGGCCAGGAAACUCCUCCUGGCCGGCGGAGCAGAGGCAGUGCUGCCGAACCAAUUACUGGAAAACUUCCUUAUCAAGGCGCAGGUUUUGAAGACCUACUCUUCGCUGCCCGCCUUUCCACAACCGGAGUUUAGCCUCGAGAGCACGGAAACCCAGUUUGAACUUACGGACCUGCAGCCUGCUACGUUAUAUAACAUUUCCGUCAGGGCCAUUUGCCGGGAUUCCCAAACUGGACAUUCUGAGUGCGGUCAGGCUAUAAUAGAGGCCAACACAGAGGUGGGUCAACCGAGUCCUGCUCCUGCGCAACCCAAAAUCCUAAGUCGCACCGAACGCACUGUCACCAUAGAGCUAUUGCCCAUCCGAAACGACAACGGACCUCUGAGCAAACUUCUUAUCAUAGUGGAAUACGUGGACAACGCCCUGAUCCGGCCGUUUGAUUCACAGCUCCUCGGAAGCUGGCAGCAGGCUAAGGAAGGCGGACUGCCCUACUACAUAGCCGCCGAGCUGGAUUACGAUCGAGCGGAGGACAACCGGACUCGGCAAUUUGUUGUUGGCGAUGGGAAGCGAUACGGACGAUUCAACAACAAGCCACUCGAUCAGCCAAAUGCACAUGUUCACAUCAGUCUGGGAGUGGUUAGCACCCUCGAGGGAGUGACUAAGACCCUGUACACCCGUGGAACACACGAUCAGCAUGUAACUUCGCUGGAUGAUUUCAGCUAUGCCACCUUCGAGAAGGGUCAAUCUUCGGUAGUGGCUUUAGCGGUCACCUGCGUAAUAUUUGGCACCUGCCUACUGCUCAGUUUAAUUGUCUACUUCUAUCUGCGCUACAAGACAUGCCGCGGACGCCGACUCACAGGAGGCAAUACCCACGAGAUGACCCUGCAGACGCCAAUCAUCGAGAGAGAAAACAACGGAUAUUUGGUGGAGGACGAACCUCUGCCCCACUCGCCUGAGAACUUUAAGCAUCAGUUGCAGCAGUUGGUGGAGGGUUUUGAACGGAUUCCAAGGAACGCACUGAGGCUAAAUGUAAAUGAUGUGAUCGGAGAUGGACGCUUUGGGGAGAUUAUAACAGGAAAGGUUUCGACCAAUGACUUUACGAGGGAUUGUACGCUGCACGUGCUCUGUCUGGAUGAUCUCAAUGGGUCUACCCAAGCGCAGUUUUUAAGAGAGCUCCGACAGUUGUCACAUCUGAAACGGCAAGAGCACCUACUGGACUUCUACGGAGUGUCAGCCAGUCCGGAUUGGUUCUACCUAAUCUUCGAGCAGCAGCGAGUGAGUUUGAAGCGAAGAUUGGUGGAAAGUCGCCUGAUGGCACCCUCACAACGCCUCACAUCGCUUUCCGAGCAGCUGGUGCUGCAGUGGAUCUACGAGCUGGCCAGUGCCAUGUCAUAUCUGUCCAGCUGCCAAGUGGUGCAUCGUCAGCUCUGCUCACACAGUGUUUUCGUAACGGGUGAUUCCAAACUGAAACUGAGUGUCUUUGGACCGCUGCAGUACAUGAACACCAGUCGCCAACAUCCGGAUCAAAGCAGAUGGCUGGCUCCCGAGGUCCUGCGGCAUCAGCAUCACCACUCCACCCGCUCGGAUGUCUGGUCACUGGCCUGCGUGGCCUGGGAAUGCUGCUCCCUGGGCGGAACACCAUAUGCGAAUGCGGUGGGCAGCAACCUGCAGCUUCUCGAGGCCAUUCGGGCUGCAGUGCGUCCCGCACAACCGGCCUAUGUGUACGGGGAUCUCUACCAACUACUGCUCAAUUGCUGGCAACUGGAGCCGAGCGAACGAAGCAGCUGCGAGGACGUGGCCUUCGGAGUGCGUCAGCUGAUGACCUCACCGAGGCAUGCCCUCAGCUUCGAUCGAGUGGCCGGCGGACUAGACACCCUGCCUCCGUACCUGCCGCAGCUGGAAGCGAUUCCCAUGAUGGGCUGAGGUGCAGCCGGAUAGAAUAAUUAGCUUUAGUCAGAAAGAGACAAUAUUCGCAUUCAAUAGAUUUCGGUCAUGAGUCACUCUGCUAAGAGAAAACAUCUCUAAAAAUACAAUAUGGUUUAAAUUUUAGAUGAGUUCACUUGCAAUUGAUUAGUUUAUGGCAUUCUGGCUGAGUAACAAAACUCUGCUGGAGAUCGUUUGUUUGUUUUAGCAUUUAUUGACCAUAUUGAUUAAAUAAAAUCGUUGCAUUUCAACGAAUGCUAGGUUGCAUUUGACAAAAGUAUUUAAUUCUCGUCUUGAAUAAAAAUAUUAAUUUAAUUCUAAAA
Molecule: messenger RNA, 2970 nt
Organism: Drosophila ficusphila
Lineage: Eukaryota; Metazoa; Arthropoda; Insecta; Diptera; Drosophilidae
Gene: Wsck
Product: putative tyrosine-protein kinase Wsck
Exons: 3
Coding region: 272-2647 (791 amino acids)
Biological process (GO): protein phosphorylation
Molecular function (GO): protein binding; protein tyrosine kinase activity; ATP binding
Source: RefSeq, a predicted model, not a curated record